AUACAUGUUCUAGGCUCAUUGUCUAGUUUUGAUCUUAUUUCAUAAACACAACAUCAAUAAAAGCAAUCAACCAAUAGUUGAGCUUGAGCUUGCAAAUAUGAAAGAUGUGGAACCUAAAACCCCUUGAUGCAGAAAAGCUAAAGAAAAGGUACCUCAUCUAAAAAUUGAGAACAAGAAGAUAUGUUCCAACUGUUCACAUCAAGCUCUUGGAAUAAGAAAACACCAAGAACAAUACCACUUGGCCAACAGAGAGAGAGAGAGAGAGAGAGAGAGAGAGAGGGGCUCUCUCUCAUGCAAGAAGAUUCUAUGCCUUAAUUGGGAAUUUUUGUUAUUCCUGAUCUCAUAAAUUAUCUUGACAGUUCCUGCUGAAAAGAUUUGCAGACUAUUUUCAUUUGCCCUUUCAAUGAAACAAGAGACAAUUGAAGGAUAAGUCAUGUCAUCUUAGCUAAUGGGUAAUUCCUCCCUUGGAAUUCAUUCCAAUUUUCAUUUGGGCUGACAUGGAAUUGUAAUCAGAAAAACAAGGAACCUUUACAACCUUUUAACUCUCAAAUCAAAACUUAAGAAUCUUUAUCUUGGCCUUGGCAAAAUCUUAAAUACAUUCUCCUUUAGAUCACAAAUUUUGUAUCAAUUUUCAUGUUUGUAACAAUAGGUUUAUAAAAUUUUAACUAAACAUCUAAUCAAUCUUUGAACUUAACAAAUUGUGUCUAACAAAUUUCUAGCAUAUUCAACCUAUUUUCAAAAUUAUCAAAUCUAUUCAACUUAAAAUUGAAAUGAUCAAUCCAACAGAUCAUAGCUAUUACAUAGCUAUUAGGUCACUUAACUUCUUUUUACAUAUAGACUCAAAUUCUAAAUUUGAAUCAUGUAGCCAACAAAAAGAGAGAAAAAAGAGUAUCAUAAAAUUUUAAUGUCAUCUAUUACCAUGCUAAAUCAUCACUAGGACUAACUUUUUAUAUAAGUUUUUAUAAAUUUAAUCACCAAUUAAAUUCGCAGCACAUAUGUUUUUAUCAGAAUAUAGAAGCAUUUACCGACAGGUGAUGCAAAAGGCGAGAGCCAAGAAGAUCAUUUGGUGGGACCUUCAUUUGGUCAUCUCCUUCAUGUACGGCUGCUAGGAAGAUUACCUUUACCAAAGCAUCUUUAUUCUCCAAGAUCUGGCUUUUUCCAGCCUUUCCCUGCAUUGUUUUGUUUACAAAUGGCUGCCAAAUCUUGCACAGGAAAAAAGUAAAAUCCAAAACUUCUUUAGAAUUGGAUAAGCCUCAACAAGCUCUUAUCUCCAACUAAGAAGAUACUCCAAAAUAUGUUAGGCCAAGCCAAGUUCAGCAAUGUGAAAAUGACAAGGAAAUAGAGAGAAAAACAGAAUAAAAAGUACAAAACAAAAACAAAUAUAAUGAAAUGUUAACAAUAAAUGCCAAAUAAGAAGCCUUGACCUAUUUAACAAAUGGUAAAUUCCAAUAUUCUUAAUGGCUAAAACUAGAAGAAAUGGCUCCAGAAUUUCACCAAUCUUUCACUCAUUCCUCCAACUUUGAUUUGUGCAUUAAGUGUCUCUACAUUUUUCCAUGAGACUGCACCUUGUCAUUAUCAAAUAUCAAGUGUCAUGAAUGGUAUUUUUAAAAAUCUGCUUACACAGCUACCUGCAAUACUAAAAGGAAAAACCGGGCAGAGAUUCUGAUAUUCCAACUUGCAGAAAUGAACAGACAACCCUAUGACAUGAAAUUCCACCUCAGUAUAAAUAGAACAAAGUAGGAGCUUAACACUCAUCAACAAAAAAAGAAAAACCAAGCUUCCUUCUUAACAGAAAGAUCACAUUUCCAAGAGCCAUGGAUAUGAAUGCAGUGAAAGGGUUGGUGGCCGAGAAGCCAGUAGUGAUCUUCAGUAGAAGCCAAUGCUCGAUGAGCUAUACAGUAAAGACACUCAUAUCAAGCUUUGGGGCUAAUCCUACAGUGUAUGAGCUUGAUGAGAUACCCAAUGGGCAUCAGAUUGAGACACUGCUGCUUCAACUAGGAUGCGAGCCAUGUGUGCCUGUUGUGUUCAUUGGGCAGAAGUUAAUUGGUGGUGCUAGAGAGCUCAUGAGCCUGCAGGUCAGGAACGAGCUUAUGCCAUUGCUCAUGAGUGCCAGAGCUAUAUGGGUUUGAAACAAAAGCUGUAAAUUCAGCACAAAACUCUUGAGAAAUAUGCUGAUAAUACACGUUUUCUCGUUUUUACUUCAUUUCUUCUUCUUUUUCUCCUUUUUCUACUUUGUUGGUUGGUUUGGGGACUCUUGACUCUAUUUUGACUUCCAAAGUUAAGAAUUGAUAGCACUUUUUACCCUCUUGUUCUUCAUAUAACACACACUGAUCAUGCUAAAUAAAGAGGGGAUCCCUAUAGCAUUUACAA
Messenger RNA from Cucurbita pepo subsp. pepo (vegetable marrow), 2370 nucleotides. Lineage: Eukaryota; Viridiplantae; Streptophyta; Magnoliopsida; Cucurbitales; Cucurbitaceae. The record is from RefSeq and is a predicted model, not a curated record.